AUGUUCCGGCUUCUGAGGGAGCCCGUGGCUCUGCCCGCCGCCGCGGUCCGGUUUUCCGGACACACAAUAGUGGACAGGAGCGAGCUCAGCUGUUGCCCAGCGCGUCCGCGGGCGGCUCGGCGGCCGGCGGGGCUGGGGAGCCUCCCGGUGAGUACCCUCGCCCUCGCCCGCUCUGGGCCUUUCCUCCGCGCCGCCGCCGCCGAUGCGCAGGCCGGCUGGGGACUCGCCUCCGCUCGGGCCUUCGGUUUCACUCCCUCGCUGAGUCCCUUCUCCCCUCCGACAAAAGGUGAUUCCUCGCGGGCUGGACACGCCCGGACGGCGGAGGGUGGCUGGGCGGCGCGAGGUCAUGCUAGCAACCUGUGGCUACUGGAGAAGGCGGUCGGGAAGCCGCGGAAAGACCCGGGAGCGCAGGGGAGAGCAGCAGAGAGGCCCGGCAGCCGGCCCAGCGGCCCUCCCAAACGUCCGAAAUGCCGACGGGUUGGAAGGGUUUCCGAGAGCUGUCGAGUUGAGAAGGACAGGAGUCCCUGCGCCCAGAACCCCCUGCACCCCAGCCCGUCCCACUCCGCGUGCAAAGAGCCAGUCGUCUACCCCUGGAUGCGCAAAGUUCACGUGAGCACGGUAAACCCCAAUUACGCCGGCGGGGAGCCCAAGCGCUCUCGGACCGCCUACACUCGCCAGCAGGUCUUGGAGCUGGAGAAGGAAUUUCACUACAACCGCUACCUGACACGGCGCCGGAGGGUGGAGAUCGCCCACGCGCUCUGCCUCUCCGAGCGCCAGAUCAAGAUCUGGUUCCAGAACCGGCGCAUGAAGUGGAAAAAAGACCACAAGUUGCCCAACACCAAGAUCCGCUCGGGUGGUGCGGCAGGCUCAGCCGGAGGGACCCCUGGCCGGCCCAAUGGAGGACCCCCCGCGCUCUAGUGCCCCCGCACGCGGGAGCCACGAACUUCGGGGUGGGGGUGGGCAGUGAGUGCAGGGGAUGGGGUGGGGGGACAGGAGGGGGCCCUGGGGCCUGGGCCCCGGAAAAAUCUAUCUGCCCUCCCCCACACUUUAUAUGCGAAUAAACGCAGAAGAGGGGGAGGGGAAGCUUUAUUUAUAGAAAUGACAAUAGAGGGCCACGGGGAGGCCCCCCCAGAAGCAAGAUUCAAAUCUCUUGCUUUCUUCCUUAAAAAGAAAAAAAAAAAAGAAAAAAGAAAAAGAAGAAGGAAGAAGAAAAAAACAGAAAGAGAAAUAGGAGGAGGCUGCAGCUCCUCGUUUUCAGCUUUGGCGAAGAUGGAUCCACGUUUCAUCUUUAAUCACGCCAGGCCCAGGCCCAUCUGUCUUGUUUACUCUGCCGAGGAGAGGACGGGCCUCGGUGGCGACCAUUACCUCGACACCCGCUAACAAAUGAGGCCCGGCUCGGCCGCCUCCGCCUCUGCUGCUGCCGUUGCUGGAAGACAGCCUGGAUUUCCUUUCUUUGUCCCCCACUCCCGAUACCCAGCGAAAGCACCCUCUGACUGCCAGAUAGUGCAGUGUUUUGGCCACGGUAACAAACGCACACACACUCUCCCUCAUCCUCCGUGCCCGUUCACGGAGGGCCAGAAUGACUGCUCACCCACUUCCACCGUGGGGUUGGGGGGUGGGGAACAGAGGAGGGGAGCAAGUAGGGGAGCGGGUGGCCUUGACAACUCAGGAGUGAGGAGGGAAAUUGAGUCCAAGGAAAAAGAGAGACUCAGAGACCCGGGAGGGCCUUCCUCUGGAAGGCCAAGCCAAGCCAUGCCUGGCAGGGUGAGGGGCCAGUUGAGUUCUGGGAGCUGGGCACUACUCUGCCAGUCCAGAGUUGUACAGCAGAGGCCUCUCUCCUAGACUGAAAAUGAAUGUGAAACUAGGAAAUAAAAUGUGCCCCUCCCAGUCUGGGAGGAGGAUGUGGCAGAGGCCUCUCCCAUAGUUUAUCAUGUUGCAUCGUUUAUUAUUAGUAUUGAUAAUAUUAUUAUUACUAUUUUUUUGUGUCAUGUGCGUCCUCUCUCCUUUUCUCUUUCUGACAUUCCAAAACCAGGCCCUUUCCUACCUCUGGGGCUGCUUGAGUUUAGAACCCUUCCUACUUGUGAAUAUCUGUGUGCUGUACAGAGUGACAAUAGAAAUAAAUGUUUGGUUUCUUGUGACCAGCA
Messenger RNA from Mandrillus leucophaeus (drill), 2144 nucleotides. It is a transcript of the gene HOXB4, whose product is annotated as homeobox B4. The record is from RefSeq and is a predicted model, not a curated record. Gene Ontology annotation, biological process: embryonic skeletal system morphogenesis; regulation of transcription by RNA polymerase II; anterior/posterior pattern specification. The coding region runs from base 1 to 918 and encodes 305 amino acids. Gene Ontology annotation, molecular function: RNA polymerase II cis-regulatory region sequence-specific DNA binding; DNA-binding transcription factor activity, RNA polymerase II-specific. Lineage: Eukaryota; Metazoa; Chordata; Mammalia; Primates; Cercopithecidae. Gene Ontology annotation, cellular component: nucleus. The transcript has 4 exons.